AUGAGAGAUGAAAUCGCAGCAGCAGUUGUCUUUGUCACAAGAUUGGUGAAAAAGCAUAAAAAACUGAAUAAACAGCAAAUAGAUGACUUCGCAGAAAAACUGAUGAAAAUCUUGUUUGAAACAUAUAGAGGUCACCGGCAGCCCAGUUGCUCUUCUGAAGGACAAGCAAUCAGGUGUAUCAGGAUAAACGAUCAGAAUAAUGACUCCAUUUUAAAAAGGGCUUGUGCUGAACAUAAAGUGAAUUAUUUUCACCUGGGACUUCCAAAUGAGCUGUCCAUAUGGGUAGAGCCCUAUCAAGUGUGCAGUAGGUAUGGUGAAAUCCAUCCAUUUAUAGUUGCUUCUUUUAAUGGCAGAUGGGAAGAAUGGGAAUUAACUCAACAAGUCAGUUAUGCUGCUAACAGAGCCCCAUUAGACCACUCCUCUUGCACAUCCUCUGAUGAAGAAAGUUGUAGCAUGGAAUCUCAGAUCAUUCCUAAAGUCACCAAUCCCAAGAGUGUCUAUCAGGCUGAAAACUUGAAAUGGUCCUGCCCAUCUUGGCUCUACACCACCUGCUGA
Fukomys damarensis (Damara mole-rat) is the source of this 555-nucleotide messenger RNA. RefSeq names its product BTG anti-proliferation factor 4 (gene Btg4). The record is from RefSeq and is a predicted model, not a curated record. Lineage: Eukaryota; Metazoa; Chordata; Mammalia; Rodentia; Bathyergidae. Gene Ontology annotation, cellular component: cytoplasm; nucleus. Gene Ontology annotation, biological process: negative regulation of mitotic cell cycle; negative regulation of cell population proliferation.